Lycium ferocissimum is the source of this 855-nucleotide messenger RNA. Its product is annotated as G-type lectin S-receptor-like serine/threonine-protein kinase At4g27290. Gene Ontology annotation, molecular function: protein serine/threonine kinase activity. The transcript has 3 exons. The record is from RefSeq and is a predicted model, not a curated record. Bases 1 to 855 code for a protein of 284 amino acids. NCBI's taxonomy places the organism in Eukaryota, Viridiplantae, Streptophyta, Magnoliopsida, Solanales, Solanaceae.
AUGGAAAAAUUUCUACCACUUUUCCUUCUCUGCUUCUUAAUAUUUCUUCAACAUGUUUAUGGUCAAGGAGAUACAAUAACUACAACUCAAUUCAUUAAAGAUGGUGAAUUUAUUGUUUCCUCUGAUGGAGUAUUCGAGUUAGGAUUCUUUAGUCCUGGAGAAACUUCUACAAAUCGGUAUGUUGGUAUAUGGUACAAAGAAAUCUCUGUUAUUACUCCAGUUUGGGUUGCUAAUAGACUAGCUCCACUUACAAAUAAAACUGGGGUCUUGAAAGUCAUUCAAUCAGGUCUAGUUGUUCUUCAUAAUGAUACAAAUGCAACUGUUUGGUCGACAAAUUCAACAAGAUCUGUUAAAAAUCCCGUUGCUCAGUUACUAAACACGGGGAAUUUUGUGGUGAGAGAUGCUAACAACCCGAAUCCCGAGAAUUUUCUGUGGCAGAGCUUUGAUUAUCCUAGUGAUACUUUAAUUGCAAUACUAGAGAUUGUGAGUGGAAAGAAGAAUAGACGAUUUGUUCAUCCAGACCACCACCUCAACCUUCUUGGACAUGCAUGGAUACUACAUAAAGAUGGAAGACCAUUGGAACUAGUUGAUCCAAGUCUGGUAGACUCAUGUUGUAUAUCAGAAGUAGUAAGAUCAAUUCAUGUGGGAUUGUUAUGUGUUCAACAAAAUCCAGAGGACAGGCCAAGUAUGUCUACUGUGAUUAAUAUGCUGACCAAUGAUGGGGUUUUGCCACCACCUAAACAUCCUGGAUUCUUCACUCAAAGGAAAAUUGGAGAUGUUGAUAAAUUUACUUGGAGUACACAAACACCAAGUUCUAUAAACGAAGUUACCAUCACAUUGUUGGAUGCUCGAUAG